CGCACUAAGUUAAAACCAAACUUUGUUCACUGUUUUUCUUAUGUUUUUUGCAGUCUACGACUGCACUCUUUCUGCGACAGAAAUCAGUUGAGAAAGAAACAGAUAGGCGGUCAAGAAACAAGAGCUGAAGGCUCAUCUCCUUUGUUCCUUCAAAAACCCAAACCUUGUCUUCAUUUCGGUGCCACCGAUUGGAUUGGCGAUGGUCAACAAUAUAUACAUUUGAAGGUCAAGUCAGAGCUGGGUUGAAAGUCUGCUAUGGAUUUGAAAGGCAGCAAUAGUAGUAGUAGUAUUAAGAAGAGAGAACUGCCGUUUCUGGUUCUCUACGCUGCUGCUUUCUACGCCUUCAUCAUCCAUCGAUCGCUUCAACUAUCUCGCGAUCAUUAUACCAAAUUAUUGGGCUUGCGGCCUGGAUGGCUCACACCUCAAUGCCUCAAUGAUGCGUCUGAUGCUCAAUGGAGAAACUUGCGAGGAAAUUUACCUGUUCUCACCAUUGUUUUCACAAUAUUUACGUCAAUCGCUCAGUUGUCGAGGGCAUAUUUUCAUUUGAAAGCCAGAGGGAUGUCCAUUGUUUGGCUUUUGAUUUCAUUCACGUACCUAUCGUAUCUGCAUGGAGCCUGCAUCAUAUUUAUCCUCUCAAUCGCUUCAGUGAAUUUUCUUUUGGUAAAGAUAUUUGCUCGAACGAAGUACUUCUCUUUUGUAUUCUGGAGUUUCAACAUAUUCUUUCUUCUCUGCAAUCGUAUUUAUGAAGGAUACUCAUUCUCCUCAUUUGGGGAGCACUGGGCAUUUUUGGACAACUUUCGGGGCACCUUUAGAUGGCAAAUUUGCUUUAACUUUGUUGUUUUGCGCAUGGUAAGCUUUGGCUAUGAUUACCAUUGGGCUCAUCAAGAUUCUCGUUUUGACCAUGAGAAACAUAUUCAGCGUUGCAAUAUUUGUAGAGCCGGCAAAACUUGUUACCAAGUCUUACAGGAGAGAGGUGUCCAGAGCGACAAUUUUUCCUUUAUCACAUACCUUUCUUAUCUGGCAUAUGCACCUCUUUAUCUUGCUGGGCCAAUUCUAAGCUUCAAUGCCUUUGCUUCACAGCUGGAUAUUCCUCAAAAUAACUAUUCAGUUAGAGACACUACUUGGUACGGUUUGCGUUGGGUUUUCAGUCUCCUUCUGAUGGAACUAAUGACACAUCUCUUUUACUACAAUGCCUUUGCAAUCAGCGGCAUGUGGAAACAGUUAUAUCCCGUAGAUGUGUUUAUUAUUGGAUAUGGGGUUUUAAACUUUAUGUGGCUAAAGUUCUUUCUGAUAUGGCGCUAUUUCCGGUUCUGGUCACUGAUCUGUGGCAUUGAGGUCCCUGAGAAUAUGCCAAAGUGUGUAAACAAUUGCUACAACUUGGAAAGCUUUUGGAAGAACUGGCAUGCUUCCUACAACAAAUGGCUUGUGAGGUAUUUGUACAUACCUCUUGGCGGCUCUCAGAGAAAGCUUCUCAAUGUGUGGGUUGUAUUCACAUUCGUUGCCAUUUGGCAUGAUCUAGAGUGGAAGCUUCUUUCAUGGGCAUGGCUGACAUGCUUAUUCUUUAUUCCGGAAAUAAUCUUCAAAUCAGCAGCCUCUGCAUUUCAGGCCAAGACUGCUCUUGGGGAGUUUAUUGUUCGUGAAUUUAGUGCGGCUGCUGGGGCAGUUACAAUCACUUGCCUCAUGGUUGCAAACCUUGUUGGUUUUGUGAUUGGACCAUCUGGGAUUAGUUGGUUGGUUUCUCAAUUCCUUAGCAGAGAAGGAUUGCCGGUCUUGGCCGGCAUGCUUUUGACAUUUUAUGUUGGGACAAAGCUUAUGUUCCACAUCCGUGAUGCAAAACAAAGUACCCACUAAAUUGGCUUCCCACAGGGUUUGACCAAUCAGCCCUUCAUCUAAAUGCUAGUGUGAAAAUCACUGGCCAUUGAAAAGAAGAACUGGGCUUGAAGUUCCAAACUGGAACUGGUUUGCGCUGAGGACCUUGAUUUUGUAGUGAGAGUACAUAACUAAUGCAUAGUGGCGGAAAGAAGUACACGACUGGGAAAGAAAUAUACUGUUGCUAAAGUAUAAAAAGUAACUGAUAGGUGAAACUUGUGAUUCUAAUUAUUUUUUGUCAAAUUCCUGCUCUGUUGCUGUAACUUCUGAUUAUUUUGAUUUUUAGUUGUAUUCUAAGGGUUUUCUACACUACAUUUUUGUUUUGGUCUGAAGUCUGUAGUACAUUAAUUGAGAGUAAAACGCCCAACAAAAGAUAGAAAAAUUGGCCGUGAUUUGAUCUA
Molecule: messenger RNA, 2270 nt
Organism: Rosa rugosa (rugosa rose)
Lineage: Eukaryota; Viridiplantae; Streptophyta; Magnoliopsida; Rosales; Rosaceae
Product: membrane-bound O-acyltransferase gup1
Exons: 19
Coding region: 256-1851 (531 amino acids)
Cellular component (GO): endoplasmic reticulum
Molecular function (GO): acyltransferase activity
Source: RefSeq, a predicted model, not a curated record